AUGGCAAAGCGCAAGACCUUUAAUUCGGUGGAGGCGCAGCCGUCCUCUCCCUUUUGGCACCCAGCGGGGGGAAACUCCGUUUGGUGGCGGCACUACGGCGCAGCUUCGAACCAGCUGUACAGCCAGUGUGCGGCUAAGAGGGGCGCAGCAGCGAGGGCCGAUUGCUGCCACUUGUACAACUUGCAUGCCUCGCAAGCCGUCUUCCGCUUGCCGACUUGCUGCAGAGUCGGCGGCGCCGUUCCCGGCGAAGCUGAAGGCGCCGAGGCCCGCGAAAAGUGCCAGUGCAGCCGCGUCGCCAUUUUCGACCUUGACGGCACACUCAUAACAACUCGCAGCGGCAAAAAGUUUCCCACUUCCGCGCAAGAUUGGAAGCUUCUCUUCGACCCGCACGUGCGGGCGAAGCUCCAGCGGCUGCACGAGCUCGGCUAUUCCAUUUUUAUUCUGUCGAACCAACUGGGCGUGGCCGUUGGCCACGUGUCGCUGGAAGAGAUAACCAGCAAAGUUGACGGAGUCCAGCAGGCGCUGGCGGUGCCUCUGACUGCCUGUCUUUGCUGCUGCGACGACCUCUACAGGAAGCCCCGGCCCACGGCCGGGGCCUUCAUUUUCAAAAACUUGCUUCCCCUGCUGCAGCAGCAGCAGCAGCAGCAGCAGCAGCAGGUUGCAGCUGCAGCCAGCGAGGACUGCAAGUAUCCGCGCGUGUUCUACGUGGGCGACGCCGCGGGGCGGCCGGGCGACCACAGCGCUGCGGACUUGAAGUUCGCGUUGAAUGCUGGAAUUCGAUUUUUCACUCCUGAGGAGUUCUUCGAAGAAAAGGCUGCGCCGCUGCUGCCGCUGCUGAGCCGCAGAGCAAGUGAGGGGAAGCAGCAGCUUCUGGGGGGCGGCGAGGGGAGCCUGGGGAGUGCGGGGAAGCGGAAAGCAAGCGAAGUUGCUGCAGCGGCCUUCGACCCCUGCGAGCUGCUGAAGGGCGAGGCUCAGCCUCACAAGAAGAGCGCCACUGACACGGAAACUUGCACUGAGGCAAAGGCCCCUGCGCAGGAGCUGGUCGUCCUCAUAGGGGCCCCGGGCAGCGGCAAGAGCACUCUGGUGGAGAAGCUGUUUCCAGGGCACGGCGUCGUGCGCCAGGACGAUCUGAAGACGAAGGCGAAGUGCGAGGAGCUCUGCGCGAGGCUCCUUCGAGAGGGAAGAAGUGUGGCGAUAGACCGGCAGAACGCCACCAAAGAAGACCGCCAGGUGUUCAUACAGCUGGCGAAGCAACACGCCCCCGGCUGCGCAGUCCGCGGCCUCGCGCUGCUCUGGCCGAAGGAAGUUUGCCUCCACUUGGGGCAGUUCCGCAGCCUGGCGGCCGCGCUGAGGGCUCGAGCUGCUGCAGGCGCUGCUGCAGCGCCGGCGCAGUCUGCCUCUCGCUUUCGGCUGGCGAAAGUGCCGAAAGUGGUGGUGAAUUCGUUCUACGCGAAGGUGGAGCCGCCCACGCUGGAGGAGGGCUUCGGCUCGGUGGAAAUCCUCCAAGACGUCGCCAGGGACUUUCUCCUGCACAACGACUUCGUCUCCGAUGAAGAAAGACGCAUAUUUGCCUCCUUCUUAGACUGA
Molecule: messenger RNA, 1587 nt
Organism: Eimeria necatrix
Lineage: Eukaryota; Apicomplexa; Conoidasida; Eucoccidiorida; Eimeriidae
Product: polynucleotide kinase-3'-phosphatase, putative
Exons: 2
Coding region: 1-1587 (528 amino acids)
Biological process (GO): DNA repair
Molecular function (GO): polynucleotide 3'-phosphatase activity; double-stranded DNA binding; ATP-dependent polydeoxyribonucleotide 5'-hydroxyl-kinase activity
Source: RefSeq, a predicted model, not a curated record